CGCAUUCGCCCAGCACGCGGGAAGGCAUUAGGUUCAUUAAUGCCUUCGCUCGACACACGCGAGCUGUUGUACUCCGCCGCCAUGCCAGCCAUAGCAUUACCCGCGCGAUAUCGAGCUAAGGACAGAUCCGCUAGAAGACCACGAUUACUGGAGCCUAUACCAUCAACGCCAACUGAAGUAUAGAGUUGGUGGGACGCCUUUACAGUCAAUGUAGAGACCGUUGGUUGAUAGAACUCUGUGACCAGCUCAGAAUGACGGCCCGUUGAACGGAAGUUGAACUUUAUAUGGAAUCGUGUCUUUUCGGUUUGAAAUACGGAGUUCCUUCGAACGAGAGUUAAGCAUGAGCCAGUUUGGUGCCGCAUAUAAGACUUGUGCAAAUCACAUUCAUCCAGGGAUUAUGGUCUUGGGACUUCGAUUUGAGCAACCAACUAAAAUUACUUAGGAAUAGCGAAGGAGAUUCCCGUCACUCACAAUGCCAAACAUCGCCCACUCCAGAUGGGCAUUUGUACCUGCUUACAAGCCAAAGGGAGAGAACUCUUGUUUGAGACAACUCAAAUGAAGGAAAUUCGAGGUGGAUAUCUGCCUUUAGACUUGAAUAAUCACUAAGAACCUUUACCACUACCCGUCGUACGAGUCUUUCAUCUUAGUGAAACCUCAAGCAACCAAGCAUUGGAUAUGGACAACACCACCGAAGAACUUCCUUAUAACGUUGCCAUGUAUAUAUUCGACAAUGUCACAGUCAAUGGGCUAGACGAUAACCUGACAGACAAUGGUACAGGCAACACCGUUGAGAGACGAUAUACCAACCACGUUCCGAGAUACAAUGAGGGCAUCAUGAUCUUCAUUUGUUUGGUUUUGGGUUCCAUGAUCUUGGCGACCAUUCUGGGAAAUGUGUUUGUUCUCACCGCUAUUUUGAUAGAGAAAAGUUUGCAAGGUGUGUCGAACUACUUGAUUCUGUCUCUGGGCGUGACGGAUUUGAUGGUAGCAGUUUUGGUGAUGCCUCUGAGUUUGGUUAAUGAAAUUAGCAUUAACUGGUAUCUCGGCGGGGAGGUGUGUGACAUGUGGAUUUCAAUGGACGUGUUGUGCUGUACGGCGUCGAUCCUCCAUCUUGUGGCUAUAUCAUUUGACCGGUACUGGGCUGUGUCCAACAUAGACUACAUCAGAAGAAGGUGUGCCAGACAGAUUAUGCUAAUGGUUGUAAUUGUGUGGUUUGUCUCCGUGAGCAUCUCGAUCCCACCUCUUUUCGGUUGGAAAGACAACGUCGAUCCAGAUGUAACGGGACAAUGUAUGAUAAGCCAGGAUCAAGGAUAUACCAUAUUUUCUACAGUUGGUGCGUUUUAUUGUCCGUUGACUCUUAUGCUUGUGCUGAAUUUUAAAAUAUAUAAAGCUGCGAGGUCAAGAAUUCGGAAAAAGAAAUUCGGAGGAAGACCAAGGCCGGCGCCUGUGCCGGUAGUGCAAGUUGAAAAUACUGGAAACCCGUCACGGAACUCCUCCGGAAGUGACGUAAGCCAAGAUGGCUUCAGUAUGUUUAAUGGUUCCUGUGUAAAUAUGAACGAGAUCUCGCGGAUUGAAAGUACUAUUGAAGGACCAGAGGAAGCCCAAAAUGGCAAUGGCCUUCAAACAAACAAUGGCCUCUUAGGAACCAAUGGAAACUUCCCCCCAAAUUUCGGGCCAUCUCUUACAGUGCCUGGAAAUGUGUAUGUGUUGUCUAAAAACAGAUCAAACAAUAAUAGCAAAAGGGCAAGAAAUAGAGAGAAAGACAAACUUAGGAAAGAAAAAAUUGAAAUGAGGAGGGAAAGGAAAGCAGCUCGGGUUUUAGGAAUAAUCACUGGUGCUUUUGUUGUUUGCUGGUUGCCGUUUUUCAUCAUUGCUCUCAUUGCUCCUUUCUGUAAGGAAAGCUGUACGUUUCCUCCUGUCAUGAUGAGUUUCUUCUUAUGGCUUGGCUAUUUUAACAGUUUACUCAACCCAAUCAUCUACACAAUAUUUAAUCCAAGUUUUCGCACAGCAUUCAGAAAGAUAUUCUUCAGAAAGUUGAGACUGGUUCAAAGGUGAAGACUGUGAUUUUUUUACAUAUUGUUUUUGAUGAUGUUAAAAAUGGGACAGUUUCCUGAAGUCAAAACAUUGUCACAUAGCUUCUCUAUCAUUCAUCAAUAACUGUGAUCAUUGCAUUCAUAUGAUAUUUUAGAGUACGUGUUCAAUCGUGCAACGGCUGUUUUAGACCGACCCCUUUGUGGCAUCUGAUAACGGAAAUAUUCACGAUACGUAAGUGACGACAAAAAUAAUUUACAAACGAAAACGAUCGCAUUUUAAAAAGAAAUGUCAAUGUAUCUGAAUAUUUCUUCCCACGUGGUUUAAAACAUUGACAUGUUUUAUUUCACGUAAUCUGCUGCCACAGACCUAACUCCGUUGUACGAUUUAACUCGUUAUGGUUUUAAUGCGUUGCGUGUCUGUGAACGGGAAAUCUAUUUUGCAGUUUCAUGAGAACUCAUCCAACAUACGUCAUUCUGGCAAGGCGAUAUGAAUACAUUCGUGUUUCUGACUUCAAGAGGUUUUCCCAUUACCUGUAAAUAUGUGUCACCAUGUAAAUGUAAAAGCAUAUGUACUAUACCCUUACGUAUCACUACAAAUCUUAUUUUUACUGUAGCUUUCUCAUUUCAAUCAACCGGAAGUUAUACUGCGCAUGCGUAUCACGUCAUCGGCAAUACAUCCCAAUCUUCUAUUUUCUUGGUGCAUACUUUAUAUAUGCAAGGUCGUAACAUUUGGAUGCAUUCUAAUGCAAAUAAAGUACCAUAUACUUCAGAAAA
This is a messenger RNA of Haliotis rubra (blacklip abalone), 2804 nucleotides long. RefSeq names its product 5-hydroxytryptamine receptor-like. NCBI's taxonomy places the organism in Eukaryota, Metazoa, Mollusca, Gastropoda, Lepetellida, Haliotidae. Gene Ontology annotation, molecular function: G protein-coupled receptor activity. The transcript is spliced from 2 exons. The record is from RefSeq and is a predicted model, not a curated record. Bases 676 to 2052 code for a protein of 458 amino acids. Gene Ontology annotation, biological process: adenylate cyclase-activating adrenergic receptor signaling pathway. Gene Ontology annotation, cellular component: membrane.